UGUGUGGGUAUCAACUGACCAUGAUGACAUUGAGAAGGUGGCCAAGGCAUGGGGAGCUCAGGUUCACCGCAGGAGCCCAGAGGUGUCCAAAGACUCAUCCAGCUCUCUCGACACCAUCCAGGAAUUCGCCAGAUUAAACCCAGAGGUGGAUGUGAUCUGUCACAUCCAGGCCACGUCUCCCUGCCUGCACCCCUUCCACCUGAAGGAGGCCCUGGAGAUGAUCACCAACCAGGGCUUCACGUCCGUCUUCGCCGUGGCCCGACAACACCACUUCCGCUGGCAGGAGGUCAAGAAAGGAGGUAGUGUAGCCACCCAGCCUCUGAACCUAGACCCGUCUAACAGGCCCCGGAGACAGGACUGGGAUGGAGAGCUGUGUGAGAACGGAUCUUUCUACAUUUAUACCAGAGUAACGAUAGAGAAAGGCCUGCAGGGGGGAAAGUGGGCUUACUAUGAGAUGCUGCCAGAGUACAGUGUGGAUAUUGAUGUUGAUAUCGACUGGCCCGUGGCAGAACAGAGAGUACUGAGGUUUGGUUACUUUGGCCUGGACAAGCCUGAGGUGGUGCGUCUGCUGCUGUGUAACAUCUCAGGCUGUCUGACUGACGGCCGCGUCCUCAUCUCUGUCUCUGGAGAGGAGAUGGUCUCAGUCAACACCAGAGAUACCAUGGGUAUCCGCAUGCUGCAGAGAGAGGGGGUGGAGGUGAUCUUGAUCUCCUCCAGUGAGGACCCCCAGACCAAGGCCCUGGCUGACAAGCUGUCCCAGAGGACAGGCUGCGAGGUCAGGCAGCUGGGCAAGGACAUCCAAGGUGAGGUCAAAGCCAUGAUGGACGACAGGGAUCUGGACUGGAAGGAGGUCGCCUAUAUGGGUAAUGAUGCACCAGAUGUUGACUGUCUGAACCUGGCUGGGUUGAGUGCAGUACCCCGGGACGCCCCAGUGGUGGCGAUCAACGCUGCUAAAUACUCCUGCCACAAUGCUGCAGGGCUGGGGGCUGUGAGGGAGUUUUCUGAACACAUCAUGCUGCUGAAGAAGAAGGCCAAGUCUCAGAUGGAACAGGACCUCAUUCACAGAAAUACAUUCUAAACUCUAGAAUGUCUUCUACAGUCACAGAGAUCCAUUCUAAACUCUAGAAUGUCUUCUACAGUCACAGAGAUCCAUUCUAAACUCUAGAAUGUGUUCUAAAGCAGGGAUGGGCAAACCAUUUGGCUUGAGGGCCGAACAUAUUUUUUGGGGACCGAUUUGUUUUGUCAAAAUCUAUUUAAGGGCCAGAAAAAGGGCAGUUAUUUUAAAAUAUAUAGGUCCAUUAUAAUAUCUACAUACUUUCUAUCUAGUUUUAGACGUUCAUGGAUUUUUUACCCAUAAUAAUCAUUUCCCGCCAAAAAACAUUCUCAUUCUAAACCUCACAUGUAAACUGGAAGAGUUGCAUUCUCAAUCGUAUACUCCUCGCAUCCUCUCUCCUCGUCUCCUUCUCUUCCCUCUGACCUUCUCCUCCAAUGGAUUUUGAGAAGGAGACGAGGAGAGAGGACGCGAGGAGUAUGCAAUUGAGAACUUUCCCUUGUCGUUCAUUGUCAUGUAAAAAAAGUAGUUGACAAGAGAGCAGUAACAGACCGGCACUCAGGUUAUUGCAUUCUAGAUUGCAUUCUAUCAAUCAGACAAACUCUCUGAACUCAUGCCUGGGCCAAACAUUAGGCAAAGUGACAAUACAGCUUAUUGACAUCUCUCUACUUUCUCUGCAGUUCUAGAAUGAAGUAUAUUUACUCACUUUCAUGUACUUAGCUCAGGCUGAAAUGUUUUUUACAGGUUGUCAGAUCGAUGUAGUUUGGGUUUUAUAUCACUACAGCUUGUGUUGACAAAUACAGUCAGUACUUUUUUAAAUGUCUUUGUUUUAAUGAAAUGAAGUAUAUACACUGAGUUACAAAACAUUAUGAACACUCCUUCCAUGACAUAGACUGACCAGGUGAAAGCUAUGAUGCCUUA
Messenger RNA from Coregonus clupeaformis (lake whitefish), 1972 nucleotides. RefSeq names its product N-acylneuraminate cytidylyltransferase. Lineage: Eukaryota; Metazoa; Chordata; Actinopteri; Salmoniformes; Salmonidae. Gene Ontology annotation, molecular function: N-acylneuraminate cytidylyltransferase activity. The record is from RefSeq and is a predicted model, not a curated record.